AUGGCACCUUCCUUCGUGGCUCAACACAACCUCCGCUGCGAAAGAAGGCCAACGCGCGGGCCCUCCGUCCUUUUUUCUUCCCCCUCCCCCUUCGCAUGUCAUCUCUGUUGUCCUGCUGUCGGCAAAACCCGCCGUAUCUUGCCGCUGAGCUCGCGCUACCCCGUGGGGGGCGGAGCUUCCGAGGAGGGGCCGCUGCUGCCCCCAGUCCGGUGCGCCUCCCGCUGCUUGGCCGCCCACGCCGCCAUGUACGCGCAGGCGUCCUCCGGCUUCUCUCGGAGGACGUCGGCGACGAGCCGCUCAAGAAUGCCGCGGACGUUGUGCGAGUGCAGGUACGCCUGA
Messenger RNA from Trypanosoma conorhini, 339 nucleotides. RefSeq lists its product as uncharacterized. The transcript has a single exon. The record is from RefSeq and is a predicted model, not a curated record. NCBI's taxonomy places the organism in Eukaryota, Euglenozoa, Kinetoplastea, Trypanosomatida, Trypanosomatidae. Bases 1 to 339 code for a protein of 112 amino acids.